Messenger RNA from Tarenaya hassleriana, 2249 nucleotides. Its product is annotated as transcription factor ICE1-like. The transcript has 4 exons. Bases 526 to 2097 code for a protein of 523 amino acids. Gene Ontology annotation, biological process: regulation of DNA-templated transcription. Gene Ontology annotation, molecular function: DNA-binding transcription factor activity; sequence-specific DNA binding; protein dimerization activity. The record is from RefSeq and is a predicted model, not a curated record. Gene Ontology annotation, cellular component: nucleus. NCBI's taxonomy places the organism in Eukaryota, Viridiplantae, Streptophyta, Magnoliopsida, Brassicales, Cleomaceae.
UCCAUCUCUCUCCCUCUCUCGAUUUUUACAGUAGCUGUAGAAUCCCAGAAACUGAUAGCCUUUGUUCUGUUUCUUUCCUCAUCAUCGUUUUCCCGAGAAAUCGAUCUCAAGAGGAAAGAAAGUUCCUUUUUUUGGUCAUACUAAAGUUGUGUAGAAGAUAAGAGAAAGCUUUCGCGUCGAUUUUCUCCUUUUACUCGAGCUGAAAGCCUGAAAGCCGGUUUCGUGAAUUUUCUCUCGUUUUCUGUAACUUUCUCGGGAAAAUUUACAGAGUAAGGGGGCAGGAAAAUAAGAGAAUUGAAUAACGACAAGAGUCUCCCCAUUACUCUUAUCCGUAUACAUCAUCACUUUCUUUUUCUCAGUUUAUUUCAUCCAAUAUCUUCCUUCACUUUCCCGAGAACGUUUCGAGAAGAAACGACGUAAGAUAGAGAAAUCCCGGAAAAAAACCCGACCCAGAAAGCCAAACUCAACUUUCUAUCCUUUCCCGUGAUUCUCCCGAGGAAACAAAAGCAAAAACGAACCUGAGAAAUGCUGAGCGGAGGAAAUGGGUCCGUUUGGAUGGAAGACAAAGACGAAAACGAGGAAUCUGCUUCAUGGGCAAGAGCCAACAACAAGGACAAUGGUGGAAACAGAGAGGAGAUGAACUCUCUGGCGAAUUUCAAAUCUAUGCUCGAGGUUGAAGACGAGUGGUACCUACCAUUCUCGCCGAAUCUCGGUGACCCAGAGAAUCUUCUGCUCCAAGCCGUGGAUUCUUCGUCGUCAUGCUCUCCAUCGUCAUCUGUUUUCAACAAUCUCGCAGACCCAUCUUCUCAGGGACAGUUCAUCAUGGCGCCGAAACCCACAAUCUCCUCUCUCCUAGCCGUCGUCUCUAACAACCCUUUAGACCCAUCAUUCGAUUUGAGCGAACUAGGGUUUCUAGGUAGUCAAAACCUCGCAACAGGAGCUUCUCAGAAUCUGGAGAACAGGGUACUGGGAAAUUUCGGUGACUUGGGUUCCAACAAUCUGGGCUUAACCAGUUUCCGCUCCGCCAGUCAGUUCCCAGGUUCCCGGAUGAUCCAAUUCCCGGAAUCUGGAUCUGGGUUCUCGGGAUUUCGAGGUUUCGAUGAGAAUGGUGGGGAUGCUUUGUUCAUGAACAGGUCUAAGUUGCUAAGACCGCUCGAGACAUUCCCUUCUGUGGGAGCACAACCGACCCUGUUUCAGAAGAGAGCUGCUGCUUUGAGGAAGAAUCUUGCAGAAACUGGAGGCAGUUCGGCGACAUUGGGCGUGUCGGUGGGAUCUGUUGAAAGGGACAAAGGGAAGAAGAAGAUGGGGAAGGAGAUGGAGAAGAAGAGGAAAAUCAGCAACAUUGACGAUUUGGAUGAAUUCAGCUGUGGUGAUGCUUCUGCUCUGAACUAUGAUUCUGAUGAAAUCAUGGAGAAUAUUAACAGGGUCAAGGAGAUUGGCAAGAAUGGUGGGAACAACUCGAAUGGGAAUAGUACAGUGACAGGAGAAGGAGAUCACAAGGGGAAGAAGAAAGGAUUGCCGGCCAAGAAUCUAAUGGCGGAGAGACGGAGGAGGAAGAAACUCAAUGACAGGCUCUAUAUGCUCAGAUCUGUUGUCCCAAAGAUCAGCAAAAUGGAUAGAGCAUCGAUACUCGGAGACGCAAUAGAAUACCUGAAGGAACUUCUGAAGAAGAUCAACGAUCUCCACAACGAGCUGGAAACAUCGACGCCUUCUUCACUCACAACGAGCUUUCACCCUCUAACUCCGACACCAGCUACUCUGCCUACUCAUGUCAAGGAUGAGAUCGGGCCUCGACCCUUGCCUCCCCUCACUGCUACUAAUAAUGCUAACCCUCACCCUGCAAGGGUGGAGGUGAGGGCAAGGGAAGGGAGAGGAGUGAACAUACACAUGUACUGGGGAAGAAGACCUGGUCUUCUCCUCUCCACAAUGAGGGCUUUGGACAACCUUGGACUUGACAUCCAACAAGCUGUCAUUAGCUGCUUCAAUGGCUUCUCCAUGGACAUAUUUCGCGCCGAGCAAUGCAAGGAAGAAGAUGUUCAUCCUGAUCAGAUCAAAGCUGUUCUCUUGGAUUCUGCUGGCUUCCAUGGCGUCUUGUGAGAAUUGCGAAAAGUUAAGUGUCGGAGGAAAAAGACUUGUGCCUUUGUCGUUUGUUUUUUUUUACAGUGGAAAAUGGUUUAAAAAAAAAUUGUACCCUUGUGGUUGGUUUUAGUGGACCCAUGAUUUUUAGUUAUUUUUUUAUAUUUUAAGCA